Molecule: messenger RNA, 1598 nt
Organism: Exophiala mesophila
Lineage: Eukaryota; Fungi; Ascomycota; Eurotiomycetes; Chaetothyriales; Herpotrichiellaceae
Exons: 2
Coding region: 1-1494 (497 amino acids)
Biological process (GO): response to hydrogen peroxide; hydrogen peroxide catabolic process
Cellular component (GO): mitochondrion; peroxisome; cytoplasm
Molecular function (GO): catalase activity; heme binding
Source: RefSeq, a predicted model, not a curated record
AUGAUCGCUUCCAACCCACAACCUUUCUACACCCUUGCAGAAGGAACUCCUUUACCACGCAAUGAUACUUCAGUUCAAGUACGCAACAAGAAUGGCGGCGGCUUGGUUCUACUUCAAGAUACUCAGUUAAUUGAGACGCUCGCUCAUUUCUCCAGAGAAAGGAUCCCUGAGCGAGUAGUCCACGCCAAAGCCGCAGGUGCUCGCGGCUACUUCGAAGUCACACAUGACAUCUCUGAUAUUACCGAUGCCGACUUUCUAAACGGCAUUGGAAAACGCUCCGAACUCCUCACAAGAAUCUCGACCGUCGGAGCAGAGUCUGGAUCUGCCGAUACUGUUCGAGAUGUCCAUGGCUGGGCUAUCAAGAUAAAAACCAAUGAGGGUAAUAACGACUGGGUGUUCAACAACCAACCAGUCUUUUUCAUUCGAGAUCCGAUCAAGUUUCCCUCGGUGAAUCGCUCUCAUAAACGCCAUCCUGCCACCCAUUCCACUGACGCAGAUAUGUUUUGGGACUUUCAUGUCAAUGCCCCCGAAUCAGCCCAUCUACUCAUGUUUCUCUUCGGCGACCGCGGUACCCCAGCAUCACUCAGAAAUAUCAACGGAUACUCCGGCCACACUUACAAGUGGACCAAGAAAGACGGUAGUUUCCACUACGUCAAGAUCCACAUUCAUGCAGACGCCGGCAUCAAAACCAUCACCGACGAAGAAUCAAUCCGUCUCGCUGGCGAAAGCCCCGAUUAUCUCACCCUCGAUCUCUACAACGCCAUCGAAUCCGGCAAUUUCCCCUCCUAUACCGUGUCAAUCCAAACCAUACACCCUAAAGACAUCGCCUCGUGUCCCGUCAAUAUCUUCGACAUGACCAAAAUCUGGCCCCACAGUCUCUACCCUUUACGACCUGUUGGAAAGAUGGUUUUCGACACGAACCCAAGAAAUUACUUUGCUGAAAUCGAACAAGCCGCCUUCUCCCCCUCUACUAUGGUGCCUGGAAUCGAGGCUUCUGCUGACCCUAUGCUUCAAGCCCGAAUGUUCGCCUACCCCGAUGCUCAGAGAUAUCGACUCGGAGUCAAUUAUCAACAACUUCCGACCAAUGCCGCCAAAUCACCGAUAUAUAUCCCUACAGAACGGGAUGGUGCAUUUACAUAUGGUUUGAACUAUGGCGACGAUCCAAAUUAUCUCAACACUGCUAUCGAACCUAUUUCAUUUCAUGACACGUCUGCAUCGCAAUACAAACCGACUGAGGAGUCAUUACAUGGACCGAUUGUAUUCACAAGUGAAGUCACAGACGAGGAUUUCAAACAACCGAGGGCGUUGUGGAAUGACGUGCUCAGCAAAGAUGAACAGGAUCGAUUCAUUCAUAACAUCUCGAGGAAUAUCGCUGGUGUCAAGAGAGAUUGGCUUAGGGAGAAGGUAUAUGAAUUAUUCCGCAAAGUCGACAAGUCUCUGGGCGAUAGAAUCGAGGAGGCCGUUCGUGCUUUGCUGGAAGAGACAAAAGCAUAAGAUGUGAGUCUAGUGUAGAACUGAUCUGUAGUGAUACAUAUACUCAAUAUGGAGGAAGAUAUAAUCACCAAAAACACAGCAUGAUAUAUCAAAGGAGGAAUUGG